GUCUGGCUCGGAUGGAGAUGCCGCAAAGUGGCACAAGCUGUGAUUACUCUGGGCUCCAUGUGCGUCGAGGGAGGUCUGCAGGCCAGAUGUUUGGAAUGGUUUUUAUUCCUGCUCGUUCCCCUUUCCCGGUUCAUCAUGCAUCAGACUUCUGAUUGGAGACAGUAUUUCAUCUCCCCUGCAUUCAAAAUAGUAUUGAGAUAGCCCAGCAGGCGGUGUGAGUUAUAGCCGAACUAAGAGUUUAUUAUCACGGCUUCUUUCUGCGUCCACAAUAGAAAUAAGACAUAGAGCACAAGUCUCUGGCUAUAAAGUCUGGUGAUAAUUGUUUUAUUUAUUGGGGGAGCAUAAAUUAGUAUUUAACAUCCUGUGAGGUCUCAAAAAGUGGUGUUUUAACGAUGUAUCGGUGAACAAACAAAUGCAAUAGGUGAGCACUAGUCUCGAAAGAAUCGAGUAGAAGCACAGAAAUGUCCUUAGUCACGACACAUUUUAAAAGCCCGUUUCCAGAAAAGAGGAGGAGAUGCGGUUAGGGAGUAGGCUAAUCCAACCGCCGGGUAAAAAGGGCACAUUUCGAUGGCUCAUGUUCCACUGUAACUGUACUGCACCGUGACACCAGCUCGGAGCGGCGCGGGAGCACGGAACCGGGCGCACCCACAGCAUCUGCACGAGCGUCGCACGGAGCACUGCACCUUUUUUUUUUUUUUUUUUGCAAACCUGGAGGUGGAAGCGAGCGCGCACUCUCGGCUGCACACGUUUACAGGGAAUUGAUUCUGUGAGUAGUAAUAUGCGCAACACUGUGGAUUGCCCUAUUUUUUUCUCUUCCUUUUUCUUUCCACCCAGUUGUGUUUCCUUAUUCAUUGUGCGCCCUAUGAAGAGCAUUAACUAUCCCUCCCUCCAAUCCUAUUGAAAAGGCUCAGGGAAAAACAGAGGGAGAUGAGAGCAGCAAAUCCCUUUUUUAUUCCCCUCGUAGUGCUCAAUAAGAGAAGAAUGUGUUGCCUAUCAGUCACCGAGGGGAUCAAGUCUUCGGGACUGUCCCACGCGUUCAAUGCGCCGUGCAGAGCAUCACUGAGUGAGACAGAGUGAAGAGGACUGCAGCAGCAGCAGCAGCAGCAUCCCACCUGGACACUUCACAUUAUUUAGCAGCCCGUCUCCACUCAAGACCCAUUUAAGUCAAUUAGGGCUUCCUGGUUGUCUCGCCCAUCAAACCCUCUCAGUGGACCGUGGAGUGACACGAUGCGGAGUCUCGCGCUGCUGCUCGGGGUGAAAGCCGCCUGCAUCCUGCUGGUGUCCUCGCUCUCGGGCACGGGGGCCGUCAACAACAGCGGCCGGUGGUGGGGCAUCGUCAAUGUGGCCUCCUCCUCCAACCUCCUCACCAACUCUAAGAACGUGCAGCUGGUCCUGGACCCGAGCCUGGCCCUGCUGAGUCGACGCCAGCGCCGGCUGAUCCGGCAGAACCCCGGCAUCCUGCACGCCAUCGCCGCGGGGCUGCACACGGCCAUAAAGGAGUGCAAGUGGCAGUUUCGCAACCGCCGCUGGAACUGCCCGACCACCCACAGUCCGGCCGUCUUUGGCAAAAUCGUCAAUCGUGGUUGCCGGGAGACAGCGUUUGUAUUUGCCAUCACCAGCGCCGGCGUGACCCACGCCGUGGCCCGCUCCUGCUCAGAGGGGGCCAUCGAGUCGUGCACAUGCGAUUACCGCCGCCGAGGGCCCGGCGGGCCGGACUGGCACUGGGGCGGCUGCAGCGACAACGUGGACUUUGGCCGAAUGUUUAGCCGAGAGUUCGUGGACUCCAGCGAGAGGGGCAGGGACCUGCGCUACCUCACCAACCUGCACAACAACGAAGCCGGCAGAAUGACGGUGGCGUCAGAGAUGCGGCAGGAGUGUAAAUGCCACGGCAUGUCCGGCUCGUGCACUGUGCGCACGUGUUGGAUGCGACUGCCCAGCUUUCGCACAGUGGGGGACUUCCUGAAGGACCGCUUCGAUGGUGCAUCCCGGGUUGUGUAUGCCAACAAGGGAAGCAACCGCGCCUCCAACCGAGCAGAUCCCCAGCACCUGGAGCCCGAAAACCCGGCUCACAAACCCCCCUCCGCCAUGGACCUGGUCUACUUCGAGAAAUCUCCAAACUUCUGCUCCUACAAUGGAAAAACCGGCACUUUGGGAACUUCUGGGAGAACGUGCAACAGCUCCUCUCCGGGCCUGGAUGGAUGUGAACUGCUGUGCUGUGGACGUGGGUUUAAGACCCGGACCGAGAGCGUGACCGAACGCUGUCACUGCACCUUCCACUGGUGCUGUCACGUCAGCUGCUUGAACUGCACCAGUACACGGACCCUACACCAGUGUCUAUGAUCCAGGGGAGCCGCCAAGUGAAUAUUUAGGCAUUUUCAGGAGGAAAUGAGGUAGCUGGCUGAGGAAACCACUAGCGGGCGGGCGGUCAAAACUUUAGGUAGAAGCUAGAAAACAAUAGAUGUGUAAACUGACACAAGUACGUCACUGGCACAAAAGAUUCAAUCAUGGAGAUGGAGAAAAGCACAAAUGCAUGAACAGGGUACAGCAGGAGUAUUUGCUUGCUCCUUGCUUUGAUGUUUUAUGGUAUUAUAGAACCCUGCGUCCCUCAAAUGUUUACACUGUGAAUAUAUACAUAAAAAGAAGUAUCAGUAGAGGGACAAAAUUAUGUGGCUGAAGGAAUUACUGUAACCAGGUACUAGAAGCUGCUCUCUGACCCAGUGAGAAACGAGCCAGAAUGUUUCACAGAUGUCCUGUGGUCAGAGCCACAAGCAGCUUCUAAUGAACUGGUGAAGAUCUGUAGAAAGUGGGAAGUUAUUUUAAAAGACGUUUGGCUUCGUUCAUGUCAAACCAUUAGAAGUUUAUCUCUGUGGACGAGCUCUUUGUUCCCCGACUUUCUCUGCUACGUUUACCAUUUACCAUAUUUAGAUUUCUCUGGAGAUGAAACACCUCAACCCUAAUUUGCUGCUUUGACUGACCUGGAGGACCCUGAUUCUCGCCAGGGGAGAUGGGAAGAGUUGGAACCAGUCUUUCUGGGACCAAGUUCAGAAUGUUUUAUGAAUAUGCUGACCAGCACAACUAUAUGUAGCCUGUCCAAUUAUAGGGGUACGUAUAACAUGGAAUAUCGAACCAUGAUCUCAAAAUGAAAACAAAUGCCACUUGAUUAGCAUUUUGACCUAAUGCAGUGUUUGUCAAUAAACAAGUGAUACAGAUUUAUUAAUCCAGGCUAAGCUGCAGAAACUGAGAUGAACGAUACUGUACAGCCUGUGCAGAAUUUAUCUGCAGAUACUGUAAAUCAGCUAAAAGAACCAAAAUACUGUAAAUAAUGAAAUAUAUAAAUAUAUUUAUAAUGAUGUCUGUUGUAACGUUGCUGAAUGCUUUAGGCAUCUGUUCAUUAGUGUCCAGUCAGGAUCUGAUCUUUAACCUUUUCAUUUUGGUCUAAUGCGACUGGCACAAAACUGACUCUUACUACAAACCUUGUUUGUUUUUUUGGAAAAUAUACUGUUUCCUUGUGCACUGAAUAUGUAUCUUUUAUGUGUGUGUACAUAGAAAAUAUUUAUUUCUGGGAAUUUUUAUACUGUUGAGUCAAGACAUCUUUAGAUUUUGAGCAAAAUGUUUAGGUUUGUAUUAUAGGACAAUAAAGUUUAUAUUUUCAAAUGUGCC
Molecule: messenger RNA, 3660 nt
Organism: Betta splendens (Siamese fighting fish)
Lineage: Eukaryota; Metazoa; Chordata; Actinopteri; Anabantiformes; Osphronemidae
Gene: wnt1
Product: wingless-type MMTV integration site family, member 1
Exons: 5
Coding region: 1228-2340 (370 amino acids)
Biological process (GO): cell fate commitment; canonical Wnt signaling pathway; multicellular organism development
Cellular component (GO): extracellular region
Molecular function (GO): cytokine activity; frizzled binding
Source: RefSeq, a predicted model, not a curated record